UCCGAUCUGAGCCGUCAACGAUCGAGUGAGCUCCCGAGUCAAUUUUCUAAAACAUGGCCACGAAAGCUUAACACCACCUGAGUAUCUCCUUCGGAGCUUAAAGCUCUCUCUCUCUCUCCUCUCUCCGCCUCUCUCUCUCUCUCUACAAUAAGUUCAGUAUCUCCAGUCUCAUUUUUUCCCUCUCCUCUCCUCUCUCUUCUCUUCUCUCUAAAAGCGUAAAACUUCAAGCCUCUCUCUUUCUCUCUCCUCAUUAAUCCGGCGGGAAACCUAUUUUUACAUGCAACAUACGCUCCCAUACACCGGCAUAGGGUUCAUCCCCUCUUUCCAUUCCCGAAUCUCUCUCUCUCUUUCUAUCUGACACUAUAACAGGCCUGUUUCCCUCUUUUCCAUACCCCAAACUCUCUCUCUCUCUCUCUCUCUCUCUCUCUCUCUCUCUAUUUCCAUGGCGAUUGCAUAAAUCCCUCAAUUUCUGAUUCCCUAUUUCCAGACCCAUCUCUCUCUCUCUCUCUCUCUCUCUCUUUCUCUCUCUCUCUCUCUUUUCCAUGGCAUUGCGCAAGCCCCACAAGCUCAUGGAAGAGGAAGAGGAGGCGGACAAUGAUACCCCAAUAAGGUAUCUCCCUCUUGAUCAUCUCUACUCCUCCACAUCUCGGUGCAUAAACCCUAGUGGCUCUACCAUGUCCAAGAAAAUUAAAGCCCGGAAACUCCCUGAUCCCUCUUCCCCUCUCAUUGUCUAUCAUCGUCGAGACAAAAAGCAGCGGCUUUAUCUCUCUAACUCACCCUCCAAUGAUUCCAUGACUGAUGAUUCGGAAUUAGGUUUUCGAUCCGAAAACUCUAAGAUAUGCAGAGAAUUGGGGCCUUCUGGUAGAGCUAGGAAGAAGAAAAGCACGGUGAAUCAAGAGCUUGCGAGCUUGGGCAUUGAUUCUAGUGUUAUGUUGGAUUUUGAGGGGUCGAGGCUUAGAGAGAGUAGGGUUAGAGAAGAGAGAGAAGUCAGUGCUAAACAUGGUGGAAGGAGUUCGAAAAGGGGUGGAAGGAGUGGGGCAAUGGGUUCUCGAGGUCCAACCAAAUCAUUAGUGGGCGAGUCUUCUUCUGCAACUAAGAAAUGGGUUGAGUUAAGUUUUGACAAUGUCGAUCCGGCAGCAUUUAUUGGCCUCAAAUGCAAAGUGUUCUGGCCGAUGGAUGAUGCCUGGUAUCGUGGUUCUGUUUCUGGGUAUAGUCCAGACACAAACCAUCAUCACAUUCACUAUGAUGAUGAGGAUGAUGAAUGCCUGCUUCUUUCAGCUGAGAAAAUGAAGUUUUUUAUCUCUCGUGAGGAAAUGCAGCAUUUGAACUUGAAAUUUAGAGAUCGUAGGACUGAUGCGAGAGGUUUGGACUAUGAUGAGAUGUUUGUGUUAGCUGCCGGCUAUGAUGACCAUGAGCUUGAUCAUGGGGAUGUCAUAUGGGCGAAACUUACAGGGUAUGCUGUGUGGCCAGCAUUUGUUAUGGAUGAAGUGCAUGCUAGUGCUUGUAAAGGCCUGGACCCACCUUCAAAGGGGUCUGUUCCAGUUCAGUUCUUUGGGACUUACGAUUAUGCAAGGAUCAGCAUGAAGCAUGUUAUCUCAUUUGUUAAAGGCUUACUUUCUAACUACCAUAUGAAAUGCAAUCAAGCACGGUUCCUUCGAGCCUUGGAGGAAGCAAAGAGGUUCCUUGAGGAACAGAAGCUUCCAGAUAUGAUGGCGCAAAUGCAGACGGGAAUUUUAGUGGAUAACCAUGAUGAUUUGAAUGCAGAGGAGAUGAGCAACUCAGAUGAAGGUUCCCCUACAGAAGGAACAAGUACUCAGUGCUUGAACCCUUGUCCAUUUGAAAUUGGAGAUCUUCGUGUAUUAAGCCUAGGGAAGAUUGUAAAGGGGUCUGAGCACUUUCACAAUGAAAGGCAUAUAUGGCCUGAAGGAUAUACGGCAGUACGGAAGUUUUUAUCAACUAAGGAUCCUACUAGGAGCACUGAAUAUAGGCUGGAAGUUCUGAAAAAUCCGCGGUCGAAGGAAUUUCCUUUGUUUAGGAUCACGCUGGAUGAUGGAGAACAGAUUGCCGGCUCCACUCCAGCUGCAUGCUGGAAAAAAAUUUACAAGCGCAUCAAAAUGACAAAGACAAAUUUGACUAAUGGCUUCCAUGCAGAAAAAGGAAAGGUCUUUAAGUCGGGCUCUUUGAUGUUUGGCUUCACGAAUAAGAGGAUUUCCAAACUUAUACAGGAAUUACCAAAUUCCAGAUUCUGUUCUAAAUUUUCUGGUGGGAAAUUGGCUUCUGGAAAUCACUGGGAUCUACCAACUGGGUACAGGGCUGUUCGUGUUGACUGGAAAGAUUUAGAUAGGUGCAAUGUAUGUCACAUGGAUGAGGAAUAUGAAAAUAAUCUGUUUCUGCAAUGUGAUAAAUGCCGAAUGAUGGUCCAUGCCAGGUGUUAUGGUGAAUUAGAUCUUUUGGAUGGAAAGCUUUGGUUAUGUAAUUUAUGUCGACCUGGUGCACCUAAAUCUCCUCCACCAUGCUGCCUUUGUCCUGUUGUUGGAGGUGCAAUGAAGCCGACUACUGAUGGGCGUUGGGCUCAUCUGACCUGUGCUACAUGGAUACCUGAGACAUGCCUUUUAGAUAUCAAAAAAAUGGAGCCAAUUGAUGGAGUGAACAGAAUUAGCAAGGAUCGUUGGAAGCUAUUAUGCGGUAUAUGUGGAGUUGCUUACGGAGCAUGCAUUCAGUGUUCAAAUAGCACCUGCCGCGUAGCUUACCAUCCACUUUGUGCACGUGCUGCCGGACUUUGUGUGGAGCUGGAUGAAGAGGAUACUCGUUUGCAUCUGAUGACUCUUGAUGAGGAUGAUGACCAAUGUGUUCGUCUCCUAUCCUUUUGCAAGAAGCAUCGGCAGCCAUCUGAUGAGCGUCCUCCUGUUGAUAAACCCACAGGGAAUGAUAUGCAACUUUGUUCAAAUUAUACCCCUCCAUCCAAUCCGUCAGGCUGUGCUCGCAGUGAACCCUUCGAUCUAAUUAGGAGGAGGGGAAGGAAAGAACCCGAAGCACUUGCAGCUGCUUCUGUGAAACGAUUGUAUGUGGAGAACAGGCCAUACUUAAUUAGUGGAUACCGCCAAAAUGGGUCUAUUGGCUAUGUACCUUCUCAUAAUGAACAAUUACCAGGGAGUUGCUCUCAAAGUUUUCAACAAUUGAAGAAGCCUCAAUUGGGGAGCCCUAAGAGUUUUAUUUCCAUGUCUGAUAAAUAUGAAUACAUGAGGGCUACCUUCAGAAGGAGAUUGGCAUUCGGGAAGUCAGCGAUUCAUGGAUUUGGCAUCUUCACAAAACUUGCCCAUAGGGCUGGGGACAUGGUGAUUGAGUAUACUGGUGAACUUGUGAGACCAACUAUUGCUGAUAUAAGGGAACACUUGAUAUACAAUUCAUUAGUGGGUGCUGGUACAUACAUGUUUCGGAUUGAUGAUGAGCGAGUUGUUGAUGCUACAAGGGCAGGGAGCAUUGCUCAUUUAAUCAAUCACUCUUGCGAGCCAAAUUGUUACUCCAGAGUCAUAACUGUUAAUGGGGAUGAGCACAUAAUUAUAUUUGCAAAGAGAGAUAUCAGUCAAUGGGAGGAGCUCACCUAUGAUUACAGAUUUCUGGCAAUUGAUGAGCAACUUGCUUGCUAUUGUGGCUUUCCAAGAUGUCGUGGGAUUGUUAAUGACAUUGAAGCAGAAGAGCAAAUGGCCAAGUUGUGCGUGCCUCGCCGUGAAUUGGUUGAUUGGAAAGGUGAAUAAAAAAAAGAUAAUACUUCCUUCGCGUCAGGGUUACAGUCUUGUUUCUUAUUCCUUUUGAGGCAAGUCACGAUCUUGGCACCAAAUGAUUUUUAUAUAUGAAGCAAGAGAUCCAUUUUUUACUUGGGAGCAUCCAGUCAAGAAAAGUUUGUAAGGGCCAUUUCUUCUUAUUUGUUGUGCUUUCUCCAUUUUUUUCUUGUAUUGAGAAACAUACUUUGGAUAAACAUGGCAAUUGGAGAAUCUACCAUGUGCCAAUAUUCGGAAGGAGGCCUAGCUGAAAUUGUGUAAGAUGUAUAGGUUUUUACUGUCAAUGAGAAAUCAAACUGCUUCUUAUUUCAAAUC
Amborella trichopoda is the source of this 4094-nucleotide messenger RNA. Its product is annotated as histone-lysine N-methyltransferase ATX2. Gene Ontology annotation, cellular component: nucleus; chromatin. The record is from RefSeq and is a predicted model, not a curated record. Gene Ontology annotation, biological process: regulation of transcription by RNA polymerase II. NCBI's taxonomy places the organism in Eukaryota, Viridiplantae, Streptophyta, Magnoliopsida, Amborellales, Amborellaceae. Gene Ontology annotation, molecular function: protein binding.